AUGAAAUUUUUCGAACAGCUUGAGAUUCGUUAUAAUGCAAAGCGGAAAUUAGAAGAAAUUGAAAGCCAAAAGGCUAUUGAGCUCGCUGAAAUCGAACAUAUGAAGGUUUCUCAAUUACAGAACAACACGGAAUCAAUAACAAAGAUUCAUCAGCAUGUUUCUGACAGCUUAUUAGGAUUUACUAAAGAAAAUACAACAAAAACCCACGUUAGUUCGUUAGAAUCUGAUCGCGAAA
This is a messenger RNA of Funneliformis mosseae, 235 nucleotides long. Lineage: Eukaryota; Fungi; Glomeromycota; Glomeromycetes; Glomerales; Glomeraceae. The record is from the annotation of a GenBank genome assembly.